This is a messenger RNA of Pseudo-nitzschia multistriata, 1748 nucleotides long. The record is from the annotation of a GenBank genome assembly. Lineage: Eukaryota; Bacillariophyta; Bacillariophyceae; Bacillariales; Bacillariaceae.
CACCCGAGCGAAGCAAUCCUCUCGAUGUGUUGACUGCCGCACCCUUGCAUCACCAAGAAAAGAGCCACUGUGUUACUAUAGACUGCGACACCCACCAAGAAAUAGCUACGACAUAACAUCGAAUCGACCUCUGUCGCCAUGUUUUCCACCAACGCAUGCCGAUUGUAUCUUUCGGCGUCACGCCGAAUCGCACGAAAUGUCGCUGUCACCAGUCGAGUGCGUCCAACUGCCAUCCGAACCUUCGUGAAGCCUUCUUGUAGCGCAGCAAUGCCCAUCAAAACAAUCGAUGUAAGAAUCCGAAUCCGAUCUUUGAAAACGAUGUCGCUGGAAGCCUCGAUGGUUCAUUAUUCCUGUUUCUCGUUCCACCGGGUGGUCUUCUGUUGUCGUGAUGUUUCGCGAUCGAUCCGCUUGUUCCAACGUUUGCUCACUUUGGAUUUCUCUCAUUGCCUCGCCUUGGACCUACAAUGAUGUCGCGUUUAGGUCCCAACCAUGGGGGAUAGUAUUACGGAGGGAACGAUUGUUGACAUGCCAGUGGCUGUUGGCGAUUACGUCCAGCCGGACGAUGUGGUUCUCGUGAUUGAAACCGACAAGGUAUCCGUAGACGUCCGUGCCCCCGAAGGUGGGGUCUUGACGGAGGUCCUCGGAGAAAUCGACGACGUCGUCGAGGUCGGAUCGCAGCUGUAUCGCCUGGACACGGACGCGGACGCCCCCGAAAGCCCCAGCGAACCCAUGCCAGCGACCGAGGAAACCCUAACCCCCAGCGCCAGCUCCGAGCCGGUUCCCGCCGCCACCCCCCCCGCCCCGGCAGCAGCACCCGUGGCAGCCGCUGCGGCCCCCAAGACCCCUCCCCCGGCCCCCAAGGUAGCGGAGGCCCAGACCUUUUUGGGAUCGCGCACCGAACGACGCACAAAAAUGUCCCGCAUGCGCCAAACGGUCGCUACCCGCUUGAAGGGGGCCCAAAACACGGCUGCCAUGCUCACCACCUUCCAAGAGUGCGACAUGGGAAAUCUGAUGGAGAUGCGAAAGAAAUACCAGGAUGUCUUUGUUGCCAAACACGGGAUCAAGCUUGGAUUUAUGUCCGCGUUUGUCUUGGCAGCAACCGCCGCACUUCAGGAAGUUCCACUGGUGAACGCCUACAUCGACGACGAGACAAAAGAAAUCGUGUACAGAGAUUAUUGUGAUAUUUCUGUGGCCGUUGCCUCUCCCAAGGGAUUGGUUACGCCAAUCUUGAGAAACACAGAAUUGAUGUCGUUUGCCGACGUGGAACACAACAUUGCGGCUUACGUCGAGAAAGCGAAGAAUGGUACCCUUUCGUUGGAUGACAUGUCGGGUGGAACCUUCACAAUCUCAAACGGUGGUGUGUUCGGAUCUCUGAUGGGUACACCCAUCAUCAAUCUACCUCAGUCCGCAGUUUUGGGCAUGCACGCAACAAAGAUGCGAGCAGUGGUUAACGACAAGGGAGAAGUCGUUGCCCGACCCAUGAUGUAUCUGGCCUUGACAUACGACCACAGGUUGAUCGACGGAAGGGAGGGCGUCACAUUCCUGAAGAGCAUUGCCGAAAAAGUAUCCGAUCCAUCGAAGUUGUUGUUGGAAGUAUAAAACGUUGAUGAGGUACGGUACCCAAGAUCCACAGAUUUUAUUCAAACUCAUCUCGUUGCUGGCACACCGAGGGGUGCGCAUUUCUAAUCUAUUGUAAUAUUUGUAACGAAAGCUACACUAUAUUUUGAAAAUAAUUUUGAUAGAGAUCU